AUGCCGCUGUUUCGUCAUCGACUCGAAUCAAUUCUGCAAAAUAACCUUCUUGCCUACUCACCAACACUCCCAACCCAUCAAGUCUCCCUCUUCCCCUCCGACUACCCACCCUUCGCCGCCUCCAACCCCAGCGACCGCGAACCAGACGGCACGGCUUGGACCGCAGACGACGUGCUAAGCCACGGCGGCUCCCGCGUCAUUGGACCGCUGGGAACGUUUCUCGCUGAGCCAGUGGGGGAUAAGGGGGAGAUUGUGUAUGCGGAGUUGAGGAUGGGUGAGCUGAUGGAGGCGAAGAUGGAUUUCAGUUUUGAUCCGGUGGGGAGUCAUUCGAGACCUGGUGUCUUGUAA
Molecule: messenger RNA, 348 nt
Organism: Letharia columbiana
Lineage: Eukaryota; Fungi; Ascomycota; Lecanoromycetes; Lecanorales; Parmeliaceae
Exons: 2
Coding region: 1-348 (115 amino acids)
Source: RefSeq, a predicted model, not a curated record